AAGAACACGGUUUUCAAUGACAACUAGCUGCCUCGACACCUUUUAAAAAGACAGGAAAGUGUAGCAGGACUUACAGUAAACGUUAAAGGUCCUUGUGUCGUCGUUGUUAUUGUUGUUGUCCUCUUGUACAGUUAAUCAGUUACUAAGCUCAUAUAAUGGCUGACUGCACCGACCUUAUACCUGUGGUGAGCAGCCUGUCUCCUGUGAAAGAGGAGCAGGGUGAUGGAGGAGGAGGAGAAUCAGAGAGAGAUGCAGGAGGAGGUUUGACUGAUGCUCAGAGAGAGGUGUUGGAGAGAUGUCUUCAUUCACUCAGACAGGCUCAGAAUGACAGCCACACUCUGGCUGCUCUGCUGCUGAUAACUCGCUUGUGCCCAGCAAGCCAGCUAGACAAACCCACCCUGAAGCACAUCUUCGAGGCCGUUGGCCUCAACCUUCCGGCUCGGCUUCUGGUGACAGCUGUCAGAGGGAGCGACAACUCCGGCUUACCCCCACAGGAGCUCCUUUCUCUGGGCGCGGCUCUGCUGGCUGCCCUGAGCACAGACCCAGACAUGGCCUGCCAUCCCCAGCUCCUCACCACCGUCCCGCUCCUGCUGGGCAUUUUAGCCAAUGUUCCCAUGGACCAGCAGAAACAGGAUCAGAACCAAGACGUAGAGAUGGAGGAGCCGAGUCCAGAUCGUAAAGAAAGUGAUCCUGCCAAUGCAGCGAAAUCAGCAGGAGAGGUCCAGACCAGCAAACAAAAGGGUGAUGGUGGCGGCGAUGAAGCAAACGGAGUGUCAACAUCUCAAGAAACCUCCAAGCUGGAUGAGGCCAUGGCUGCUGACUGCUACCAGAUUCUCACAGCUGUGUGUGCCUUACCCAGAGGUCCCGACCAGCUGUUGAGCAGGGGUGCCAUUCCCGCUCUGUGCCAGGCAGUGGAGGAAAACCAGACUUUCAGCCGCGAGAAGGGGCUCCCCUUGCUCGGUUGCCUCCUCUCAGGUAAAACCAAGGACAAAGUGUGGAGUAAACACCGCGCAGAACUCCUCGAUCUGCUGGUCAGGCUCUCCAAAGAUUUCUGCCAAGCCAAAGACCACACCCAGCUGGACAUGUGUGCCCAGUUGGUGCAGUUUCUCCCCCCAGUGGGAGUGUCAGCAGAGAGCGAGGAGCUGAGGGGAGUCGUGGCCCGCGUAUGGGAGGCGUUGAGGCCCAUGUUGCAGGCUAAGUUGACGCCGAGACAAAUCGGUCCCAUCCUGGUCCUCAGCGCUUGUCUGCUGGAUUUGCACAGGUGGGAGCUGGUGGGGCCGCCAAAGUUCUGCUGCUUGCUGGUGAACCGAGCUUGUGUGGAGGUCAGGAUGGGUUUGGAGGAACUGCCUGGUAACGUGCUGAGCCCGGAGCUACAGCACACACUCACAGGCUGUUACCGAAUCAUGGAGGCCGCCAUAGAGCAGGCCUGCUGUCUGGCAGUGUCCCCGACCGCCGAACCCACUCAGAGCUCCAUCCCUUCAAUCAGUCUGCAGCAGAGCAGGCAGGUCCUCGGGGUGCUGGAGGAGGCCUUCUCCGCUUUGAUGUACCACCUGCAGCAGGUGGAUCCAAGUCGCUAUGGCGACCCUUUUAUUUUCGCCACAUUCCGCUCCCUGUGCUCAUGGCUGGCCGAGGAGACUUCCUGUCUGAAGGAGGAAGUGACUGGACUGUUGCCAUUCCUGAUCGGCUACUCCCGGAGCCACCUGCAGGGCGAAAGCCCAGAGCAGGGCCUCUCUGACUGGAUGGCCGAGGUGUCCGCCAGAGAGGAGACGGGGGCGUGGACUGGCAGAGAAGCUCUGAGGUAUCUCCUCCCAGCUCUGUGCCACCUGUCAGCAGAGGAAGGUCCCAGGAAGGUGCUGCUCACCCUCGACACCCCGGCCCUGCUGGUGGACUUUCUGUCGCGGUGCUGGACUUCCCUCAAGGGGAAAAGCGGGGUGGCGUCGGCCAGGGAUCCCAGCAUGGAGACGGCCUGCUCGGCACUCCUCAACUUCACCGUCACAGAGCCAGAGAGAGUCAGGAAGGACCCGUGUUUCCGAACGCUGGAGGUCCUUUUGAGUGAAGCACUUCCUGUUUUGGUUCAUAAACCCCGCCUGCUGGUCCUAGCAGCGAAUUACUGCACGUUGGGACUGAUGAUCGGCAGACUCAAAUCACCUCCUUCAGACUCCGUUGAAGCCGGCCAGAGGCGGCUCUUCUCCACGGCUCUCCGGUUCCUCCGCAGCGCCCUGGACUCCGGCUCGAGCCCCGGCCCGGUGAAGGUGAGCCUCGGCUGGGAGGAGAGCUGGGACGAGGCCGCGGAGCUCUGGAGGUUGUGUCUUCAGGCUCUGGGAGGCUGCGUCCGCGCUCAGCCCUGGAUCGCCGCCCUGGUCAGAGAAGAAGGUUGGCUCAAACACACGCUCGCCAUGCUGAGUCAGUGCAGCGCGCUACCUGACCAGCACACGCAGGCGGCGCUAGAGGAGGCUCUGUGCGCCAUGGCGGACCAGUGCCUGGUCUGCAAAGGGGAGAUUAGAGACGUGAUGAGAAAUGAUAAAGGAGCUCUUACGUGUAUGAGGAACCUGAAGAAGUCAGUGGGAGUGAAGUGAAAACUGCUGCCAACGGACAAUCCGCUCUUUAACGGAGUAUUUUGAAGUACUAAAGGAGGGCUGUUACUGAAGCCAACCAUGCGUGUUUAUUGCUUGUACCAAUUUGACAUAAAUAAUGUGUUAACCCAGACUUGCCCCAGACUUUGUGCACUUUGCAAAUGAGCUUGCAUUGAAAAAGAGGGCACUUAAAGUUAUGAACAUAUUUUAGUGUAAAAUAAUGCAAAUGUUUAGACAGCUGUGCUCUGAAAAGACACAGUUUCUUACAUGUCAAUUGUGAAAUGUCUUUAAUAAAGAGCUAUUUUGUUAGAAAACCUA
Sebastes umbrosus (honeycomb rockfish) is the source of this 2891-nucleotide messenger RNA. RefSeq names its product neurochondrin (gene ncdn). The coding region runs from base 156 to 2576 and encodes 806 amino acids. Gene Ontology annotation, cellular component: dendrite. Gene Ontology annotation, biological process: regulation of neuronal synaptic plasticity; neuron projection development. The transcript is spliced from 8 exons. NCBI's taxonomy places the organism in Eukaryota, Metazoa, Chordata, Actinopteri, Perciformes, Sebastidae. The record is from RefSeq and is a predicted model, not a curated record.